AUGCCUUUGGUAUUUGAUACUUCGUUAAGUCUAGCCUCCGUAAUAGGCAUUAGUUUACAUAAGUAUCUUUUGAAACUUGCGGAUGUAUCGGAUCCAUUUCAUCAACCAUAUCAAACAUUAAAUUAUAUACCAUCUGAUUAUACUGUUCUUCAUUCAGUAACAAUCAAUUUAUCAGAAUCAAAAACUAACCAACGUGUAAGUGAACUAAAAUCAACCACCAGCACUGCACCUCGUGUGCUCUUUCUUGGUUCAUAUCCACCUCGUCGAUGUGGCUUGGCUAAAUUCUUGGAAGAUUUAACAGAAAACUAUCCGGGUCCUUACAAUGUUGUUGCAAUUGAUGAACAGAAUGUAGAUCCAUCAAGUCGAAAUUAUUCUGACAAGGUUAUUUUUCGUCUCAAUCAACAAAAUCGAGAUGACUACUAUAGAGUAGCUGAUAUAGUAAAUUCAGAAGCGUAUGAUGUUUUUAAUUUGCAACAUGAAUUUAAUCUUUAUGGUGGAAUGGUCGGUGAAUAUGUUGUAAAUCUUUUGGCUUCUAUAAGAAAACCUGUGAUCCUCACACUACACACCAUUCCUUCAAAUCCAAAUACUUUUUAUAUGAGUCUGACACGUGCUAUGUGUGCUACAUCGACUCGUAUAAUCGUUUUAUCGGAACGUGGUCGUCAACUUCUUAUUGAUGUUUAUGGAGUGAAUGAAGAAAAGAUCUCUGUUAUUCCUCAUGGUGUGCCUGAUAGUCCAUUUGCUCAUUCAUUAGCUGAUGCAAAGACAAAAUUAGGUCUUGAAGCAAAUAUGCCAACGAUGACUACAUUUGGUUUACUACAUAGAAACAAGAACAUUCAGCUGACUUUAAAAGCAAUGCAAACAGUUGUCAAAACAAUUCCAAAUGUAAUGUAUUUAAUCAUUGGUCAAACUCAUCCACAAAUUCAAAUGUCUGAAGGAGAAUCUUAUCGUCAAGAACUUGAAAACAAUGUAACUGCAUACGGUUUGAUUAACAAUGUUCGUUUUAUUAAUAAAUAUGUGAAUGACAAUGAACUUCUUGCUUAUCUUGGUGCCACUGAUAUUUUUUUAACACCUUAUGCUACUGACGAUCAAUAUGUGAGUGGUACACUUUCUUGGGCAGUAGGUUUAGGCAAGGGUGUCAUUUCAACACCCUAUUUAUAUGCUAAGGAAUUAUUAGACAAUGGUCGUGGUUUCCUGACUCCAUUCAAUGAUCAUCUUUCAUUGAGUUCAUUGAUCAUUAAACUAUUUCAAAAUGAUGAAAUCCUAAAGACAGCUCGCCAAAAUGCCUAUGCAUUUGGUCGUCAAAUGGUUUGGCCCGUUGUAGGUAGUAGACUUCAGGAAAUCUGUCGUGAACUGGUUUCGUCUGCUUGA
Messenger RNA from Rotaria sp. Silwood2, 1368 nucleotides. The record is from the annotation of a GenBank genome assembly. NCBI's taxonomy places the organism in Eukaryota, Metazoa, Rotifera, Eurotatoria, Philodinida, Philodinidae.